ACUCAAGGAUUACAGCUUGAGGAAGAUUUAGUGACUGACACAUGUUGCUCUUCUUUCUCUCCGAGCCUUCUAUCAGUGCAAACAAAUAAAUAUAGAAGAACCUAUGUCUGCGACACUGGAUGACUGGACACAGGAUGACAAGGAAUGAACCUUAAGGAUGGGAAUAGUGUUCCCUGAUCCCAUGUGGGAAGACUUUAACUGGAAGAAGAGGAUAUGCUGCAUGAGAGAGAAAAAUCUAGUUGAAGAUCCCAGCAAAGUGAGGCGGGUUAAUGUGGUGUGAAUGGGACAGGAGAGUUAGACUCAAAUGUACAGCUCAGGGAUGAACAACACCCCAGCUAUGGCACCUUUGUCUCCAGGGCUGAGUGGCACCCCACCACACUCCUGUCUGUCACCCAAGAAGACCACCUUUCAGUCUUCAGGAUCUCUGUCAUCAGAAAGGUUUUCCCCCUUGCAUGCCAAGGGCUCCUCUCAUCCGGAAAAACAGGUCUCAAGUUCCUUUAAUUCGUCCACCCAGUCCAUUAUGACCUCUCCAAAACUCUGGCAGAAAGCAUCCAUCUCGAGACUCGCUGAGGAGUUUUUCUGGAUUGGUGGCAGUGUGGUCGCACAGCCGAUUUGGAGACUGGGUCAGAUAGUGGAAAGGUGUAUGUGCACCAUGCAGGCCGGCACUCAGAUGACAAAACUGAAGGGGAAGAAGAAAGGACUGGUCCGAUUCUUUUACCUGGACGAGCACAAGUCCUGCAUCCGGUGGCGGCCCUCCAGAAAACAUGACAAGGCCAAAAUAACUAUUGACUCUAUCCAUGAAGUCUGCGAGGGAAAAAAGUCAGAGAUCUUUAGGCGGUACGCAGACAACCGCUUUGACCCAAACUACUGCUUCAGUAUUUACUACGGGGAGCGAGUCAAGUCCCUGGACCUGGUCUCCACCAACGCAGAGGAGGCCCGCACCUGGAUCCAUGGGCUGAAAUACCUCAUGGCUGGCAUCAGUGACGAGGACAGUCUGGCCCGGAGGCAGCGCACCCGUGAUCAGUGGUUACAGCAGACUUUCUCUGAGGCCGACAAAAAUGGAGAUGGCACCUUGAGCAUUGGAGAGGUUCACCAGCUGCUUCACAAACUCAAUGUGAAUUUACCCAAGCAGAAAGUCAGGCAGAUGUUUCAAGAAGCAGACACAGAUGACAACCAGGGCUCUCUGGGCUUUGAAGAAUUUUGUUUGUUCUACAAGAUGAUUUCCACACGCAGAGACCUCUACUUGAUAAUGAUCACUUACAGCAAUCAGAAAGAAGUCCUGGAUCUUCACGACCUUGCACGCUUUCUUGAAAACGAACAGAAGAUGCGAGGUUUGGUCAAAGAGUAUCUAGUUGACAUAGUGGCUAAAUUUGAGCCAUGUCCUGAGAACCUGCAGCGUAUGGUACUGGGUAUUGAUGGUUUCACCAACUACUUAAGGAGCCCUGCAGGUGACAUCUUCAACCCCGAUCACAAUCAGGUGAACCAGGACAUGACGCAGCCUCUGAAUAACUACUUUAUUGCCACCUCACACAACACCUACCUGACAGGAGACCAGCUGCUCUCUCAGUCUCGAGUGGAAAUGUAUGCCUAUGUUCUCCAGGCCGGCUGUCGCUGUGUUGAGGUGGACUGCUGGGACGGGCCUGACGGGGAGCCCAUUAUCCAUCACGGCUACACCUUAACAUCCAAAAUUCUCUUUAAAGAUGUCAUUGAGACAAUAAAUAAAUAUGCCUUCACAAAAUCACCGUACCCAGUGAUUUUGUCAAUAGAGAACCACUGCACUGUGCCUCAGCAGAAAAAGAUGGCUGAGUAUCUGAGAGAGGUGCUACAGGACAAACUGGAUCUGUCCAGUGUCAACGUAAAUGAAUGCAAGAAGCUGCCUUCCCCUGAGAUCCUGAAAGGGAAAAUUUUAGUUAAGGGAAAAAAGCUUCCUGCAAACCUUGAUCCUGAUGCAGAGGAGGGUGAUGUGUCUGAUGAGGACACUUGUGAUGAGGAAGAGGAGGAAGAAGAUGAUGAUGAUGAUAUCACACAGGAAGGGAAUAUUUUUACCUCUACUAAUAAAACCAAAAAGAAGAGCCGAUUUGGCAGAUCGAUCAUGAGGAGCUUCAAACGAAAGAGGAAAAAGGGAAUCCGAGUGAAAAAUAAGACAAUGUCUGAUGGCGAGUCAGACCACAGCAAGGAGAGGACGCAAAUUGUUUACCAUCCCAAGAAGAGGAAAACAAUGAGGUUGUCCCGAGCUCUGUCUGACCUGGUCAAGUAUACAAAAUCUGUCCGUGUCCAUGACAUAGAAACACAAGCAUUUCUGAACAGUUGGCAGGUAUCAUCCCUUAAUGAGACUGUUAUGAACCAGAUCAUACAGCUAAAGCCAGGGGAGUUGGUCCGUUUCAACCAACGUCAACUUCUAAGAGUCUACCCGUCCAACUACAGAGUGGACUCGAGCAAUUUCAACCCACAACCCUACUGGAACACAGGAUGCCAUAUGGUUGCAAUGAAUUAUCAAACAGAGGGCCGUAUGCUAGAACUUAACCGAGCCAAGUUUUCAAGCAAUGGAAACUGUGGAUAUAUUCUGAGGCCUAAGUGCAUGUGUAAAGCUGCCUUUAACCCCAUGUUGGAAGAUCCUCUACCAGGACACAGAAAGACUCAGUUGGUGCUGAAGAUCAUCAGCGGACAGCAGCUUCCCAAACCUAAAGACUCCAUGUUUGGGGACAGAGGAGAGAUUAUCGAUCCCUUUGUUGAGGUUGAGAUAAUAGGCCUUAAUGUUGAUUAUUCCAAGCAGCAGACCAGGGUGGUGGAUGAUAAUGGUUUCAACCCAAUGUGGGAGGAGACUCUCGUCUUUAACAUUCUAAUGCCUCAGAUUGCCCUGGUGCGUUUCCAAGUGUGGGAUCAUGACCCUAUUGGACGAGAUUUCAUUGGACAGAGGACUGUUGCUUUCAGAAGUAUGAUGCCAGGUUAUCGGCAUGUGUACCUGGAGGGGAUGGCGGAGUCAUCCAUCUUUGUUCAUGUUGCUAUCAAUGAUGUAACAGGAAAGAUCAAACCCACAAAUGCGGUCCAAGCAGCCAAAAAACACAUCCAAAAAGCAGCCCAGAAGCAUAUGAAGGGUCCUCAAAGGCAACCUUCACUGGACUUCUCUGUCCAGUCCUCAGAAGACGGACGAACACUGCUCUUCCGCAAGGAUCUGGAUACCAUUUCUCAGGACAGCAGGAAUGGAGAAUUAUUUCCUCUGGUACAAGGGUCAGCAGCAGCCAAGGCUGCUAUCCACAAAGGGGCCAUGAGUGAACCAGUGAGGCGAGCUCACAAAGUUAAAAUUCCUGAACCACCAGAGACACGGAGAGGGAUCUUCAGUCGGAUGUCCUCCACUGACUCCCAACACAGGGGGACUGCUCCUUGGGUCAGAGCAGAUAGCUUUGAUCAUGAAACCUCACCCCAGGCUUCUUGUCCUGAUGGUCUUGCUCCUGACAGUCGAAAUCCAAUCCCAGAAGAGUUGGAGAAUGAAACUGAUGGAUCACCAGAGUCAACCUGUGCUGGGCAAGAGAAGGUUCAGACGUCUGAACCACAGCAGCCUGAAGAUUCUGAAGAAUUACCAACAAAACUAGAGCCAGAUAAAGUAAUUGCCAUUGAACCUGAGCAACCAACACAAACUCAAAGUCUGACUUAUUCAGUCCCUCAGCCUCGGCUUCAGCCUGUGCCGCAGAACCUGUUGCAGCAUGAAGCCAAAUCCUCUCCACUUGUCUCUCCACCAUCUCCUCCCAGGGUAAGACGGACCUUAGCGGCUUCCGCCACAACCCACUCGUCCACCCCAAUACAAACAAAGGCCCGCUCACGCAGUUGCCCUCGAAAACCAACUAGCUCUCCCCAGACGCCGAUGGUGAACCGCAAGCCUGCUUUCCACUGGCAGACACAGCAAGCACAAAAAUACAACAGCUACAGCAGCCAGGUGCGGCCUAUCCCCAACGGCCUCUGCCUGUCUGACAGAACAUCCAGCAGCAGUGACGGCAGCACUGACAGCCUGGAGUUUGUGCCCUCCUGCGUGCCAUCCGGAGCAGAGCAACGUGAGGGCACGCUGCAGAGGGAGAUGAAGGCCCUUUUUGACCAGAGGAUGAGAGAGAUCCACUGUAAAUCGCCGCUUUUUCUAAAUGAUUAGACUGAUGACUUCAACGUGUCAACUUGGUCCUUCAGAAGACAAAGAAAAAAAGUUACAACACAACCACAAAAAGGAGUCGUGGGAGAAAGAAGUUCUGACUUUCUAUCUAGAUCAAUAGGAAGACACACAAAAUUACACAAUUAAACAGUUUUUAUUAUUAUAGGCCCGCUGUUAUGUUUACAAACAACACAGUUUUUUUGCAUGAAAUAGUUUUUAAAUGUUUUUGUUGAAAUUAUGUCAUUGCCAACUGUACAAAACAGUGUGAUGGAGUCAAAAAGAAGUAACAGUAAAC
Etheostoma spectabile (orangethroat darter) is the source of this 4430-nucleotide messenger RNA. It is a transcript of the gene plch2b, whose product is annotated as phospholipase C, eta 2b. NCBI's taxonomy places the organism in Eukaryota, Metazoa, Chordata, Actinopteri, Perciformes, Percidae. The transcript is spliced from 21 exons. Gene Ontology annotation, biological process: phosphatidylinositol metabolic process; phosphatidylinositol-mediated signaling; release of sequestered calcium ion into cytosol. The coding region runs from base 305 to 4138 and encodes 1277 amino acids. Gene Ontology annotation, molecular function: calcium ion binding; phosphatidylinositol-4,5-bisphosphate phospholipase C activity. The record is from RefSeq and is a predicted model, not a curated record.